Messenger RNA from Cryptomeria japonica (Japanese cedar), 459 nucleotides. RefSeq names its product pentatricopeptide repeat-containing protein At2g45350, chloroplastic-like. Gene Ontology annotation, molecular function: protein binding; RNA binding. Gene Ontology annotation, biological process: RNA modification. NCBI's taxonomy places the organism in Eukaryota, Viridiplantae, Streptophyta, Pinopsida, Cupressales, Cupressaceae. The record is from RefSeq and is a predicted model, not a curated record. The coding region runs from base 1 to 459 and encodes 152 amino acids. The transcript is spliced from 3 exons.
AUGUAUGUUAAGUGCUGUAAUUGCAUAGAUACGCGUAAAGUGUUUGACAAAAUGACAGAACCAGACGUCUCUUCACCAGGCACUGGCUCUGUUUCAGCAAAUGCAACAAACAGGUAUAAUGGAAAGGGAAUUUUGUCUGAUGUCGUAAUUGUGAAUACUCUGAUAGAUAUGUAUGUAAAAGGUGGAAGCGUACACAAGGCACGCGAACUGGUGUGUACAAAUGGUGUUGUUGACCUGGCUUUGAGUUUUUUCAAAGAAUUACCUCAAGGAGAUGUCAUCUCAUUGAAUGCCAUGGUUGCGGGUUACGCGCGAGAUGGAUUUGUUGAAAAGGCCUUGGAGAGGUUUAAUCAAACUCGACUGGUAGGUUUAAAGCCAAAUUCCUCAAUCGUUGCCAUCAUCCUCCCAGCCUGUACCAAAAUCGGAGUUUGGAACAGGGUAUGGACAUUCAUCAAAGCAUAA